Messenger RNA from Lycium barbarum (goji berry), 1493 nucleotides. RefSeq names its product protein SRC2-like. The transcript has a single exon. The coding region runs from base 486 to 1232 and encodes 248 amino acids. Lineage: Eukaryota; Viridiplantae; Streptophyta; Magnoliopsida; Solanales; Solanaceae. The record is from RefSeq and is a predicted model, not a curated record. Gene Ontology annotation, biological process: defense response.
UCAAGUGAAGUACAUUAAAAACUAAUAAAUAAGCUUAAAACCUAUUGAGAGAUUAAUCUCCCCUAAAAAAACUCUUAAUCCUAAAAGAUUACAUUGUGGAUGUUCUUAUGGUGUGUUGUAGGAGAGAGAUUCUUCAAUUUAUAGAUGUCUAAAACCUUUUCCUUCAAAAAAUAGGUUACCAAAUAUGGAAUAUUAAAAUUUUCCUUUUAAGAAAAGUAAAACGAAAUAUGGUAAACUUUUUGUCCUUCCUUUAAAAAAAAGGUAAAAUUCAAAUAUGAUAAGAAAAUCGUGGCAAAAUCCCAACAGUAAGAACCUUCCUGUUCAUCUCCUUCCUCUUUAUCCUUCUCUAUAAAUAAAUUCUUGCAACUCUCCGUAAACAGAAAAAACAGACAACAAUUUUCUGAGUUCUUACAACUAUUUCCAUUCUCCAAAUUUCUAAAUAAAACUCUUCUUUGUUAGCCUACUUCAACAACUCAAUUAUAGCAAUGGAAUUACGUCCAUUAGACAUCAAUGUGAUCUCCGCAAAGAACAUCAAGAAUGUCAAUACUUUCUCAAAAAUGGAUGUUUAUGCAGAAGUCUCCAUCUCCAGCUACUCCAUCAAGUCCCAUAAGCAGAAAACCUUCAUCGACAAGAACAGUGGCACAAACCCCAAGUGGAAUCACUCCAUGAAAUUCACUCUUGAUGAAUCUUCCCUUACAAAACCAGGGCUUCACUUAAUCAUUCGUCUCAAAUCUGAACGCACUUUAGGUGACAAAGAAAUUGGUGAAGUCUCUGUUCCUAUUCAUGACCUGUUUAAUAAGUCCACCUCUAAUGGAAGCACAGCCGAGAGGUUUGUUCAGUAUCCAGUUAUAACAGAAAGCGGUAAACCAAAAGGCAACCUGAAAUUUUCCUACAAGUUUGGAGAAAAAUUUACAGCACCUGAGCAAAAAAUAGAUGUAUAUCAUGAGCCUGUCACAGCUUAUCCUGCACCAAUGCAUGGUAGUACAUAUCCUGGAAUGGCUUAUAAUCAGCAAAAUCCAGGAUACGGAUAUCAAGGUGGGUACCCACCAGGUGGAUACCCACCAGCUGUUGCACCGGGUUAUGGAUAUCCACCACAACAACCAGGGUAUGGGUAUCCACCCGUACAACAACCUGGUUACGGAUAUCUUGAUGGAUUCGGGUUAGGGUUGGGUGCAGGAUUGCUUGAUGGUUUGUUGGUUGGAGAUAUGGUUUCGGAUGUUGGAGAGAUGUAAUGAGGUUGGGCACUUCGGUAGAUUUGGGAGAUUUUUAUAUCGUUUGACUAGUACUUGCUAGGAUUUUCUAGCUGAAUAUGCUUUUAGUUCCUAAGACUACUUGUUAUUUUAAUCUAGUUCUCUUGAGAACAAUUUUUCAUACAAGAGUUUGACCUUAAUGUUAUCAGGUUUCUCGGUCCCCAUCCCUCUCUUUGAACACUCUGUUUUAACUAUUCAAUCGCACUUUGAUGUUUGCAAAACAAUAAUGCCAACAAAAUCUGA